Messenger RNA from Sporothrix brasiliensis 5110, 1404 nucleotides. Its product is annotated as MFS monocarboxylate transporter. Lineage: Eukaryota; Fungi; Ascomycota; Sordariomycetes; Ophiostomatales; Ophiostomataceae. The record is from RefSeq and is a predicted model, not a curated record. Gene Ontology annotation, biological process: transmembrane transport. The transcript has a single exon. The coding region runs from base 1 to 1404 and encodes 467 amino acids. Gene Ontology annotation, molecular function: transmembrane transporter activity. Gene Ontology annotation, cellular component: fungal-type vacuole membrane.
AUGGACACUCCUGUAAAUGAAAAGGAAGUCGAAACAAACACUACACCUCAAUCACAACCACAACCGCAACAACAACCACAACAACAACAACAACCGCUCGACGACACACCUCACGAUGCACCACUGACCGAAUCUGCGCCGCUAACGCCCGGCCUGCCCCAUGACGCGGCCCCCGGCGGCGGCUUCCAUGCAUGGCUGCAGGUUGCCGCCGCGUUCCUGUUGUACUGGAACAGCCUGGGGCUGCUCAACGGCUUCGGCGCCUUCCAGACAUACUACGAGCAGGGUCUGCUGGCGGACCAGAAUGCGUCGGCCAUCUCGUGGGUCGGGUCGGUCCAGGUGUUUCUGCUGAUGGCCGGCGGCUUUUUCUUUGGGCCGCUCUUUGACCUGGGAUACGCGCGGUCCAUGCUCGUGACGGGCACGUUCCUGCUCGUGUUCGGCUGCAUGAUGGCCAGCCUGGCCACAACGUACUACCAGGUCUUGCUGGCGCAGGGCUUCUGCAUGGGCAUCGGGGCGGGAUGCCUGUACAUUCCGGCCAUCACGCUGGUCCCGAGCUACUUUUCACGGCACCGCGCACUGGCCAUGGGCGUCGCCAGCAUCGGCAGCAGCAUGGGCGCCUCGCUGUACCCGCUGAUGUUUGCGCGCCUGCAGCCGCGCAUCGGCUACGCGUGGACGAUGCGCGCCAUCGGCGGCGUGGCCCUCGCGCUGUGCAGCGCCGCGACGGCCGUGGCCAAGCCGCGGCUCCGACGGGUGCCCGUCGUCGGCGGCACGAGCGCCUCCCGCUGGAGCCUGGCCGGCCUCCGCCUGCUCGCCCACGACGCCGCGCUGCUCGACCGCCGCUACCUCAUCCAGUGCGUCGCCAUCUUCUUCUCCAACCUGGCCUUUUUCCAGCCGCUCUACUACCUCGUGAGCUACGCCGAGGCGCACGGCACGCCGCCGUCCCUCGCCCAGUACCUGCUCGUCAUUUUGAACGUGGCGGCCGUCCCGGGCCGCCUGCUCCCGUCCGUCGUGGCCGACCGCUACGGCGUCGUCGCCACCUUUCUGGCCAUUUGCGCCGUCACGGCCGCCGUCGACUUCUACUGGAUCUCGGUGCAGAACCAGGCCGGCAACCUCGCCUUCGCCGUCCUCUACGGCUUCUUUUCGUCGUCCGUCGUCACCCUCGCGCCCGUCGUCCUCAGCAGCAUCACCCACGACCUCUCCACCCUCGGCACGCGCCUCGGCUGUGUCGCCGUCCUCAAGGGCAUUUCGUCGCUCAUCGGCCCGCCCAUUGCCGGCGCCAUCCUCGACGCCAGCGGCAGCUAUUUGGGCGCGCAGCUGUUUACCGGCACGGCCAUGUCGCUGACGGCCGUGUUUACGCUGCUGAUGUACCUGACCGUGCGUAGGAUGCGGAACACCUCGGCAGUGUAA